AUGGAUGAAGCCAAUUUUUUAAUUAAAAUUUUAUAGUAAAUUAGGCUGUCUUAAGCUUGUAUAAGUACUGUCUUUAUAUAUGGCAAGGAAUUUUAAAAAAAUUAAUUUAACAUAAUGAAGCCAAUUCUCCUAAUGACAAUAUAAAUUCGAACCGUCGUCCUCGAGCUCAGUCUUUUAAUCAUACUGUUGUGAGUCCUACGAACAGGAGUGAUCGAUCUGGGUCAAUUAAAUCUUCAUUAAGGAGCCCGAAUAGUUCUCCUUAUGCGAAACUCUCCAGUUCAAAAAACCUGAUGAAUUCUACUCUUCCAGCGUUCUUGCAAGGAAAGACUGCUCCAAGGAUGGACCUGUCAGCUACUUUAACGUCCGUUUCACUGCUUAGAUGUAUGUCUACUGAGCCUGCUGAUAUUACCCACAUUCGCAAAAACCCAGGGUUUCAAGUAGUAGCUGCUAAUAGUCUCAAAGAUACAAACUCAGUUUGUUCGAGUCCUGCUAAAUUAUAAUCAAUUAAAAUGAUUUGAAGUAUGCUAUUCUAUACAAAUCUAUUAUAUUUAUAUAAGCUUUUCAGUGCUAUAUUGUAUAUCUGAGAUUGAAAAUCUUAUCCCAGCUACCCUUAUUAAUCUAAAUAUCCCUCAAUCAAGUUCCUCUAUUAAUCAGCAGCCAGCCGCUCAGAAAAGGAGAAUAAUCAGCCCUGAGGACCAUAAAAGACCUGAAAAUGUUUCCAGUAAAGAGUAUAUACUAGCAUCUCAGCCUGGAUCAUUUUUAAAUGUAAAAAAAAUCCAAAUUUCUAACGAAGAACUUGUAGCAAUAAAAUCUAAGCAGCCAAUUCCCAAUAAAAUUAUUGAUGCUUGCAUGACGAUUUUCAAGCAUCAUAACCAUUAUAAGCUGAAAACUAACCAAAUCAGAGAAAAAGUCCUGAUUUCGAACACCGAGUUUUCUAACAGAAUUUUUAGUAAAACUCAUAAUCGUAUGUAUCAUGCGAAAAAUAACCCAUUCAAUUAUGAGUAAUUUUUAUUUAGUAUUUUAUUAUUCCCUAUUCCAGCUGACAAUAACUGAACUUUGCUAUCAUUAAAUUUAAAAGAAUUUAGAGUGGAGUAUUUCGAUCCUCUACAAUGCUAUAAGCGAUCAAGUGAAAUCCAAGCUUUAGUUUAUCGAUUUUUUAAAGCGGUGAGGCUAAAAAGUGCACUGUACCCCUGAUUUUCAAAAUGGCUUUUUGGUAUGAAAAAAAAUACAGUUGUUACUUUUUGAAAUUUACCAAGCAGGGGAUGAAAAAAGUAUAUAUGGUGUUUUAAAACAUCAAAAAACAGAGGAAAAAAGUAUAUAUAAAAAUCUAUAUUCUAUCAUGGCUAAGCAAAUUUAAGCAGAGAAAGCUCAAAAUGGGAUUGCAUAUAUUGUAUACUAGCAAAUAAAAUUAUACUCUUAUGAGUGAAAAGAUCUUCCUAAUAGUGUUAUAAAUAAAGAUUAAUUUAUUAUUAUAUUUUCUCUAAGGAUAAAUAAAAAGUUUCUUCAUUACUUAUUUUUUUGUGGUUGUUUUUUAUAAUUCUCUAAAGAUUGAUCAAAUUUAUCUGCUCAGGGCAUAUAUUUAUUCCAAUUUUCCAAAACAGUUGGCAUUUUUUCUUUUGCAAGAUUCUUAUGUUCUUUCGUUGUUGAAUCUUCAAAAUUCGAGCUAAUCCCAUCUUGAGCUUUCUCUUGUUAAAUUUGCAUAGAAUAUAAAUUUUUAUAUGCACUUUUUUCCUCUGUUUUUUGCUGUUUUAAAGCACCAUUUUACUUUUGAAAUUUCAAAAACUACCAUUUACACUUUUUUCAUGCCAAAAAUCCAUUUUGAAAAUCACAGUCAUUUUUAUAGGUUUUGUAGAGGUUUGAGAAAGCAUGGUGUGCUUUAUUUACGUAUCUUCACACGACGACUAUUUCAUAACGACUAUUUUUUUUUGGCCUAUUUUUUUUUGGCCUAUUUUUUUUGGCCUAUUUUUUUUUGGCCUAUUUUUUUUUUUGGCCUAUUUUUUUUUCACCUAUUUUUUUUGGCCUAUUUUUUUUUGGCCUAUUUUAUUUUGGCCUAUUUUUUUUUGGCCUAUUUUUUUUGGCCUAUUUUUUUUUGGCCUAUUUUUUUUUUUGCCUAUUUUUUGGCCUUUUUUUUGACAAUUUUUUAACUAUUUUUUACUAAUAUUUGGGCAUAAUUCCAUACUAAUUGUUUUUAAUCUAAUUUUUAAUGUGUUUUUAAACGAUUUAACCAACAAAAAAUGCACCCUUAACAGAUUUCUUACUCCAUGAAUACUAAUUCAUUGCUUUUAAAAUUUCGAGAAUUUUAGGUUUAAUUAGGAGUUUUUAACUUAAUUUACUCAAUAUUAAUCGCGUAAGGAAAGGUCUCUGUUUCUCAAUAAGGUUGUAGUCCUCUCAGCAGCUUCAUGAAUGAGGCUAGGCAAAAAAAAUAGGCCAAAAAAAAUAGGCCAAAAAAAAUAGGCCAAAAAAAAAUAGGCCAAAAAAAAAUAGGCCAAAAAAAAAUAGGCCAAAAAAAAAUAGGCCAAAAAAAAAAUAGGCCAAAAAAAAAAUAGGCCAAAAAAAAAUAGGUGAAAAAAAAAAUAGUCGUUAUGAAAUAGUCGUCGUGUGAAGGAACCCUUUAUUUAACCUCACCCAUUUUAAAGCAUGAGCUAAAGCAUCAUCAGAAUAAAAAUAUUGAAGACAGUGCAUGGCGAGAUCUAAUAUAUACCAACAGCAAUGAAAAUAUAAGGCUACUAGAGAAAGAUUCCUCAAUUUAUGUCCUUAUGAAAGCUUAUAAUAUUUCAUUAGGAAUCAAGGAGACAUUUUCACAUUUUAAUGUGAGUGACCACAGAAGAUUUCUGUAUGAUUUGCUAUUUUAUAGAAAAUUUAUUAUCCACAAAAUUGUAGCUCGAUCGACCAAGAGCGGCCUUUUAUUAAGUUAAUUUUUCUCCCAGGUGAGAGUUUUUAUGUUGCUCUUUUGACAAUUUUUAGCUUAAAUGAGCCAAGUCUAUAAUCAUCGCUAAAUAAAUAUAAAUAAUUAAGCUUAAUUUGCUAUUAGAAUAUGGUAAACUUUAA
Messenger RNA from Blepharisma stoltei, 3048 nucleotides. The record is from the annotation of a GenBank genome assembly. NCBI's taxonomy places the organism in Eukaryota, Ciliophora, Heterotrichea, Heterotrichida, Blepharismidae.